UGAAUUGGAAUUGUGGGCAUGCGUGCUAUGAGUCGGGUUUGGACGUAAGUGUUUAUCAAGGUGUCUCAGAAGCUGGACUGAAUCCUUCCUGCACAUGGAGCAAGGGAAUGGUCUCUUUUCUGUGUGACCACUAUUGGAUGGCCAGUUCAGAGAGUCACAGAGGCACGUUUAUCAGUAAGAAUUCAAAACAAACAUUCCAUCAGGAUCAGAGAGUGAGUCAAUUCAUCAAGACUUGCAAUCCAUUAGAUUUUCAACGUUUAUCUUUUCUGUUUGUGAGAAAAGAUUUCAAACAUCGGUGUGACUGGAAAUGCACCAAGACACAUCCACCCAAGUGAGUCUUCCAGUGAACUAACUGUGGACAGGUCUUGAACAGUUACACAGACUGAAUAACAUCACACGAUUGUCAGUGGGGAGAAACUGUAGCCCUGUCCUGUGUAUGGGCGAGAAGUCAGCUGAUCUUCACAUAUAGAGAGAUAUGGCAGACACCUGCCCUAUGGAGAAACCAUGGAAAUGUGCAGACUGUGGGAAAGGAUUCAGAUAUCCAUGCUUGCUGGAAGCUCAUCGACGCAGUCACACAGGGGAAAGGCCGUACAGCUGUUCUGUUUGUGGGAAGGCAUUUGCUCAGUCAUCAGAUCGUCUAAGACACGAACGCAUUCACACGGGGGCAAGGCCAUUCAUCUGCCCUGAAUGUGGGAAGGGAUUCAGUGAGUCAUCCAACCUGCAGACACACCAGCGAGUUCACACCGGGGAGAGGCUAUUUAUUUGUUCUGUGUGUGGGAAGCGAUUCACCCAGUCAUCUGAACUUCUACGACAUGAAUACACUCACACUGGAGAGAGGCCAUACACUUGCUCUGUUUGUGGGAAGGGAUUUAUUCAGUCCUCUGAUCUUCAUAAACAUGAACGCACUCACACGGGGGAGAGGCCAUACGCCUGCUCUGUUUGUGGGAAGGGAUUUACUCAGUCAUCUGACCUUCAGAAACAUGAAUGCACUCACACUGGCGAGAGGCCAUUUAUCUGCCCCAAGUGUGGGAAGGGAUUCAGUCAGUCAUCCAAUUUGUCCAGACAUCUGCGAUUUCAUUCAGGGGAGAAGCCAGUCAUCUGCUCUGAAUGUGGGAAGGGAUUCAGUGAUUCAUCCAACCUGCUGACACAUGAGCGCAUUCACACAGGGGAGAAACCAUUCCCCUGCUCUGAGUGUGGGAAGGCAUUCUCUCAUUUAUCCAAACUCAAGGCACACCAACUGGUUCACAGUGAUGACAAACCUUUCAAAUGUUUGCACUGUGUGAAGAGCUUUAAAAGCAGAUAUGCAGCGCUAAUACACCAACGCAUUCAUACUGGGGAGAGACCAUUCCACUGCUCCGAAUGUGGAAAACGAUUUGUCCAUUCAAAAAACCUUCUGAAACACCAGCGAUUACAUACUGGUGACAAGUUGUUACCUGCACCCUCUGUAGGAAAGGACUUCCUCAGUCAUCUGACCUGGUGAAACACCAGCGAGUUCCGAAGUGACUGCAUCUGUUACUGUUGUUGUCCUUAAUAAAACUUUUUCUCACAUCACCUCUGCAUCUCUUUCCUAAAACCUUAAACUCUAGCUUCCAUCAACUUUGGGCCACCUUUUCUUAUUUCUUUCCUUCAGCUAAACCUAUCAAAAACACAAAACAUAGUGGCCAGAAUUGGACUUUAAUUGAGUCCUAGAGGCAGUUUGUCAAAAGGUCAGCAUCUUUUCCUUAUUUUUUCUGCUCGAUAUAUUUAGUUUAUGAAGUUCAAGGUUCCAUGUGUUUUACUCACUGCUCUUUUGAUGUGACUUGUCACCCUUUUAGUGUCCCUCACCUUGAAACCAGAAGCUGUGGUUUCAAGUCCCAUACCUGCUGUGAAGUUGUGCCAGAGCGGUUUGAUUAUUUUCUUAUUUUUUAAUUGUUUAUUGAACCAUAUCCACUGGGGUCUGUUUCUGCUGAAAGUAAUGAACUCCAGCUCAGUUGAAGGAAUCACUGUGUGGGUGGUGGUUGGAGGGUGAGAGCACAUCUGUGUAAUCACUACUUAUUUGGAAAAUGAGUUGAUUGAUUUGUAGAAUUCACAAACUACUUAAAAGUAAACUUGGAAGCUUGUUCUUUUCAGUCUCACUCAUACCUUGUAUUGAUCUGUGUGAAAAUCCUGUGUUCCCUUGUGAAAUAAAUCUGUAUCCAUUGGUU
Hemiscyllium ocellatum (epaulette shark) is the source of this 2183-nucleotide messenger RNA. Its product is annotated as zinc finger protein 239-like. Gene Ontology annotation, molecular function: RNA polymerase II cis-regulatory region sequence-specific DNA binding; DNA-binding transcription factor activity. The coding region runs from base 476 to 1480 and encodes 334 amino acids. Gene Ontology annotation, biological process: regulation of transcription by RNA polymerase II. The record is from RefSeq and is a predicted model, not a curated record. The transcript has 3 exons. NCBI's taxonomy places the organism in Eukaryota, Metazoa, Chordata, Chondrichthyes, Orectolobiformes, Hemiscylliidae.